Messenger RNA from Rhagoletis pomonella (apple maggot), 574 nucleotides. RefSeq lists its product as uncharacterized. The record is from RefSeq and is a predicted model, not a curated record. The transcript is spliced from 2 exons. The coding region runs from base 41 to 553 and encodes 170 amino acids. NCBI's taxonomy places the organism in Eukaryota, Metazoa, Arthropoda, Insecta, Diptera, Tephritidae.
GUUGAGUUUUUUCGAAGUAGUACAUGAAUUCCAUUUAACAAUGAUUGAUGGGAAAGUUUUUAACACUUUAGCGGGCUCAUCAUCGCAGGCCUGUGGAAUUUGUGGAGCAACACCAAAAUUCAUGAAUAAUCUAAAUAAUGUUCAAUUGAGACAACCACAGGAGCACUUGUAUGAGUACGGAUUGUCAACACUCCAUGCGUGGAUACGGUGCUUUGAGUGUAUAAUUCAUAUCGCCUAUAGAAUACCCAUACAAAAUUGGCAAAUUCGUGGAGAACAUAAAGAAAUCGCUCAGCAAACCAAAAGAAAGAUUCAACUUGAGCUAGAAGAAAAAAUGGGUAUAUUGGUGGACAUUCCCACGAAAGGAUCAGGCAAUACAAACACUGGGAAUACUGCAAGAAUAUUUUUCCAGCAUCCAAUUUUAGCCUCUACAGUAACUGGCGUAAAAGUAGAACUUAUAAAAAGGCUUUUCGCAUAUAUGCUUGGAAUACAGCAGAAUUAUUUGUUUCCGAAUAUCCUUGGUUUUAUAUGCCUCCAUCUGUACAUAAAAUAUUAAUACACGGAGCAGAUAUUAUUG